Molecule: messenger RNA, 1395 nt
Organism: Dendroctonus ponderosae (mountain pine beetle)
Lineage: Eukaryota; Metazoa; Arthropoda; Insecta; Coleoptera; Curculionidae
Exons: 3
Coding region: 287-709 (140 amino acids)
Source: RefSeq, a predicted model, not a curated record
UCGGAAUUAUUCACAGCGCAAAGAAAAUUUCCAAUCAGAAUUUCCUUUCUCCCAACUUUCAACAGAUUUUAUUGAAUGUAUACCAAAAACAUUCUUACGGACCUGCGGAGCAAAUUACUGCACUGUACCUACUUAGAGCACUUUGCAGUUUAAAACAUAACCAAAAAAUUUAGACAGACGAUCAGAGCUGUUACAGGGGCCAAAAUUAACCGCUCAUUUUAUCAUUUUUUUUUGAGAAUACAAAGUAAUUUAAAGGCCACAAUCCGUUCUCACCACCGACUUUAAAAUGCUUCAAUCGCAGGUAGAUCGUGUUUUAUCAGAGAGAACCCUGAAUAAGGGGUUACUGUCUCGGAUGAACGUAUGUAAACCAGUUCAUAACUUGGAAAAGCGCCUGGCUAUUUUCGCUCCAUCUUUAACACUUCAGCUAGGUAUAGAUUUCAAUGCAUUGGAGCCAAUAUGCAUUUACACGCAAAGGACAACUUCGCUGAGGCUCGCGCAGUACAAAGAUUUGCUGAAUAAUGAAUUUCCGAAAACUGCUAGACAACUCCCGCCAUUCCCGACAGUAAUUCUUUAUCAAUCAGGAAACUGGGACUUCCAGCCAACACCAUUAGAGCAUGUCAUUUUAGGAUGGACUUUCCUACCUGCAGAGGAAUUUGAAUUAGCCGCAGUUCUGGACGCCGAUUCUAAGAUUUCCAGCUCUCAUUGUUGAUCAAUUAAAUCGCUUAGUUUUAUUUUUCUGUAUUUUGCUAUUAUUUAACUGUUACGCUUCUCAUUUGUAACACGCGGACUUGAGUUGAGACGUAGUUGAGAUAAUAUUUUUCAAAAGUAAAUAUUAAUUCGGAAGAAACCAAGUACUGUCGUUUUGAUAGUAGCCCAAAAACAUUCUAAAUAUAUACAAGCCAUAGUUUUGCAAGCCAAACAGCUGCUGAUUUACUAUCUCAAACGCGUUGAUAAAAUGAGCGUCGGGAUACUCUCUCGCUGUGCAAGUAAACAUAAUGGAUAAUUGAUAAGCUCAAAUUGCUCAAAAAGACACAUCAACUUCUUGAAACUUUGCUGUUUACCACAGAACUUAAUCCAAUUACUUUCGUGCAAUCGCGGUAUAAUUAGUUUUUGUUUCAUUACAGAAUUUUAUAGCAUAUGUAGGUAGGUGUGUUAUGGCUUAAAAAUGUAUUAUGUAAAAAUGUAUAAUCUAUUAAAUUUUAUUAGUUUUAGUCUCUUCAAAACUCAAACUUCAAACAAACUGAGGAAUCUACCUUUGAUGAAAUUUUAAAAGAAUUGCAUCUUUAUUUCAUGUUAUUUCAACUAUCAUAUGAAAAUAUGUAACUAAUGUUCGUUACAUUGAAUCACGAUGUAUAAUAAGUAAAAAUUAUGAGAAAAUAGACAUAUCUACUUAUA